CUUGCUCCAACCACACUUCCUAAGUUGUUAGCAAUACUCAUUUGCUUGUAGUUUUGCUAACAAACUUCCUUCUAGUUAAGAAAAAUAUGGCUUCUUUUUCUUGUUCAAUGGUUAUAUUCAUCGUGUCUUACCUUCUUGUGGUGAGCUCGAAUGCUCAACUAACCAUGAACUUCUACUCUAGCUCUUGCCCCAAUCUCCAUUCCACGGUGAAAUCUGUCGUGCAAUCUGCUAUCAAUAGAGAGAAUAGGAUGGGCGCUUCUCUCCUUCGUUUGUUCUUUCAUGACUGCUUUGUUAAUGGAUGUGAUGGGUCACUUUUACUAGACGAUACUUCUAAUUUCACGGGUGAAAAGAUGGCAAGGCCUAAUAAUGGCUCAGUUAGAGGAUUCGAGGUGAUCGACCAAAUAAAGUCUGCUGUUGAGAAUGCUUGUCCAGGCAUUGUCUCAUGUGCCGACAUCUUGGCCAUUACAGCUAGAGACUCUGUUGUCACUCUUGGAGGACCAACUUGGAAUGUAAAGCUGGGCAGAAGAGAUGCUAGGACAGCCAGCCAAUCCGACGCAAACAACGACAUUCCACAACCAACGUUUAGCCUUAGUCAAUUGAUCUCAAGUUUCCGAAAUCAAGGCCUUUCCACCACUGAUAUGGUCGCUUUAUCAGGUGCCCAUACAAUAGGACAAGCAAGGUGCACAAGUUUCAGGAGUCGCAUAUACAAUGAAAGCAACAUUGACGAGUCAUUUGCGAAAACAAGGCAGGCAAAUUGUCCAAGAGCAAGUAACUCAGGGGAUAACAACUUAGCACCCUUGGACCUUCAAACCCCGACUUGCUUCGACAACGAUUACUACAAGAACAUCAUCAAUCAAAAGGGUCUUCUACACUCUGAUCAACAAUUAUCCACCAAUGCCCUCGUCCAAACUUACGGCGGCAACCUCGGUAGAUUUUACUCCGAUUUUGCCACCGCCAUGAACAAUAUGGGAGAUAUUAAACCGCUCACUGGUUCAAACGGCGAGAUAAGAAAGAAUUGCAGAAUGAUUAACUAGUUUCCUUAUCAAGGAAUUGUACGUACCUUAGUUAAUGAUACAAGGACACCAUAAUGUUACUAUAUCUUUUUUUAUAGUUACGAUCCCAAAGAGGCCACUGGCCCAUAGUAGUUAAGCUUUCACUUUGUGUUUUUACUGUUUUAGUUAUGCCGUAAGAAUUUGUUACGUAUAAUUGUAAAAUUUGUCUAUGUAAGUUUACUCUUUUUGGUUCACAAGGAUUGUAUAACAGUAUACAACUACUUUCUUCUUUCAA
This is a messenger RNA of Spinacia oleracea (spinach), 1287 nucleotides long. RefSeq names its product peroxidase 4. Gene Ontology annotation, biological process: hydrogen peroxide catabolic process; response to oxidative stress. NCBI's taxonomy places the organism in Eukaryota, Viridiplantae, Streptophyta, Magnoliopsida, Caryophyllales, Amaranthaceae. The transcript is spliced from 4 exons. The record is from RefSeq and is a predicted model, not a curated record. Gene Ontology annotation, molecular function: peroxidase activity; heme binding. The coding region runs from base 87 to 1034 and encodes 315 amino acids.